This is a messenger RNA of Hansenula anomala, 753 nucleotides long. RefSeq lists its product as uncharacterized. The record is from RefSeq and is a predicted model, not a curated record. NCBI's taxonomy places the organism in Eukaryota, Fungi, Ascomycota, Saccharomycetes, Phaffomycetales, Wickerhamomycetaceae. The transcript is spliced from 2 exons. The coding region runs from base 72 to 548 and encodes 158 amino acids.
CAUUCGUUUUAGCUUUCUUGGGUGAUUUUAUAAGUCGUUCAACUUAUUUAAAUUUCAUGAGGGAAAAUUCAAUGACAUAUCCUGCAGAUUUACAAAAUUAUGUUGUUAGAUUACAAAGUAUUACUGAUGACCAAAGUUUAAUAGCUGCUUUAGAAACUAGAAGUUUCCCAUUCAAUGAUUUUGUUACAAUGUUUACCAAAUUUGAUUGGGCUUCAAGUUUCAUGAGUGAACAAGGUGUUUCAUCAUUUUAUGUUCCUCAAGAUUUCUUAACUGCUAACGGUGCUGAUGCUUCAGUUACUCAAUCAGGUUCUCAAAGUAGUGGAUCACCAUCAUCAAGUGGUUCUUUCGCUUCCAGUACUGGCUCUUCCUCAUCAGGUUCUUCAGGAUCAAUAACUUCUGCAGCAAGUUCUUCAAGAUCUGGUUCUUCUUCAGCUACAAGCUCCCAAAGCUCAAGUUCUACAAGAUCCUCGGCUUCAAAUGGUGUUGAUUCUUUAUACAUUCCAAUCAUCUCAUUACCUGUUAUGUUUGUUUCCUUGUUUUUGCUAUAAUGGGGUGCUUUCUCAUCUCUUUGAUCAGCAGAUAAUAAUUAUGUUAAAUUAUUGCGUUUGUUUAACGAAUGUAGACAAGUUUCCACUCUUUCAACCUAUAGAUUGUUAGUUUUCAAAAACAGUACUAAGUUAAUGAGGUAAUACCCACAAAGUUAAUAAAGUUUAUAUCUCGAAGUUUUUCAUUAAGCAUUUUCUUCAAAUCUUC